AUGAAUACGCCGUUACUAUUGACAGAUAAUCAAGUAAAGGAAUUUUUAAUUAAUGGUUAUUUAGUUUUACAUCCUACUUCUCUCGAUGAAAAAUUUCAUUCAACAAUAUUUAAUCAAGUUUCAUCGAUUUUUGAAAAAGAAGGUAAUCCAGGAAACAAUAUUCUUCCACGGAUUCCUGAACUUCAAAAUGUCUUCGAUGAUCCAGUUGUAAGUGGUGCAUUAGAAAGUUUAUUAGGUACAAAUUAUACUAUGCAACCACAUAGACAUGCUCAUUUAACAAAACCAGGAACUCAAGAUCAACUUUGGCAUAAAGAUAGUUAUUUCGGUUAUCGAAAGGAACUUCGUCAUCAUCAAUUACGUUAUAUUAUGGCAAUGUAUUAUCCUCAAGAUACAACUCUUGAAAUGGGUCCAACUGCUAUUAAACCAAAAUCACAAUAUGAUGUCCUAGAUCCGAAAGUACAUCGAAAUGAGAAAACAUUAGAAAAUAGUAAUGCAAAAAAUGAUGAUCAAAAUGAUCUUUAUAUGAUUUGUCAAGCUGGUACUGUUGUAUUAAUUCACUAUGAUAUUGUUCAUAAAGGAACAGCAAAUCGAACAAAAGAUUCAUAUCGUUUUAUGUUUAAAUUUCAAUUCAAUAGACUUGAAGAACCGACUAAACCAACAUGGAAUCAUGAUCCAUCAAAUGCUAUGUAUGAUGCAACAGAUGCUGGUUUAUCACAACCAAUUGUUAAACAUAUUUGGAAUUGGAUGAUGGGUGGUAGUAUAAUUACAUAUCAAGAACAACUAUUUACUGAACAAGAUAUCGAUAAUUGGACAUCACAAUUAAACGAUAAAAAUGGAAAAAUUCGUCUUAAUGCAGCAUAUAAUUUAGCUCUAUGUAAUCAAUACAAUAGUUUAAUCAAACGAUUAUCUAAUAACAAAGAAAUUUUUCGUCUUGAAGCAGCAUAUGCAUUAACAGCUUGUCGAUAUAAUAAAAAUGCAAUUGAUGAAUUAAAAAUAUUACUAAAAAAUCAAAAAAGAAAUGAAUGUCCAGCAUCUUGUAUUGCAUUUAUAUUUUCUGAAAUGGGAUCAAUGGCAAUUGAUACUUUACCAUUAUUGAUACAUGUCAUAGAGAAUACUGAUUCAUGGUUAGUUAAACGAUAUUGUUGUGAAGCACUAGGAACUAUUCCAUUGAAUAAUUCACAGGAUGUCAAUGUAGUUGUACAAUGUUUAACAAAUAUUCUUAUUGAUCGAGAUCAAGAAAUAGAUUCAAAAGAUGCAUCUCAUACGAGACUGACUGCUGCAUUAUCCUUGGCUAAAAUUGGUCCUAACGCAAAUGAAGCAAUACCUAUUUUAAAAGAUUCUCUUUAUCAAGAUCAAAAUCGUUAUGUUAGUGGUAAUGCAUUAUUAGCUUUAGAACGUAUUGGAACAAAUGAAGCAUUAAAAAUUGUUUUAUCUUAUUUGAAAAUAUCAAGAUGGUGUCCAAAAACAACUGCCAGUAGUUUAUUCUAA
This is a messenger RNA of Adineta steineri, 1488 nucleotides long. The record is from the annotation of a GenBank genome assembly. Lineage: Eukaryota; Metazoa; Rotifera; Eurotatoria; Adinetida; Adinetidae.